AUGGAGGCCGAGGAUCGGGGCUUGCUUCGCAUCUACACCCGUGGAGAGGGCAUUGACGAAGGCGAUGGCACCCACCUCGGCGGUUCUGCAAGUCCGGCACGAAGUGAGGACAGUGACGCCAAUAUGCCAACUCCACCAGACGGCCUUUGGGGCACUGGCCUACCGACUACGAUGAGCAACGACACUAUAAGACGACCGGAGCCUGCUUGUGAGGGCGGACUCAAGCCGGAUGGAUCGUUGGAUCUGGACGUGACGACCAUUAACCGACUAUACGACAGCUACAUGAAGAACUUCCAUCGCAUGCACCCUUUCCUCGACAAAGGGAGGCUCCGCAAGCUCUUUGAUCGCUUCAUCAGCCGGUACGCCACGGGCAAUCCAUCGUUCCGAAAAGUCGCGGUGGACAGCGGGUCUGAUCAAGAACGGCCGAUGAAACGCCAGCGCUCGAAUGGAUCAAUGCCCGUUGCCGUACCACAUAGCCAAGAAGGCUUUUCGGUGCGAGCAGAGCCUACCGAACGCUCCCCCGGCAAUGCCAUCGUAUGGCUAGUCAUGGCACUCGGCAAGAUGUGCUUGCACCACACCCCUCUCCUCAACUAUGUCCCCGAGGGCCGCGCCAUUGCGAAUUCCGUGGUGUCUCACCAGAUCUCCGCCAGCAAUGGCGUGACAGGAAACUCACCGAUCCCAGGAGUGAAACCGUCACCCAUCUCGCCAAACUCUACACCGUUCACACACCCCACGCCGCAUAGUAUCGACGGCGUACGGACGGGCGAACGGAGCCCUGUGGACAAUUAUCCGGGCGCUAAGAACCUGGAUGUCAUCCCCGGCCUAGCCUACUACGCCAAAGCAGCAGAGAUCCUCGGCGAUCAAGGCGAUGGCAACGAUCUCGUUCACGCGCAAAUGUUCCUUCUAGCCGGCUUGUACAAAGGCCAGCUCGCGAGGGUAAAGGAGAGCAUGAGUUGGAUCAGCAUGGCUGGGCGCGCGUGCAUGAUCCUCCUGGAUCGAUACAAGCUGUACAAGGAGGAAUACUGGGCCAUCUACGGAGACACGCGCAAGAUCUACGAAAGAGGCCAGGCGCGCAUCAAGGACAAGCGACACAGUCUCAUCGUGCUGGCCGCGUGGACGUGUCUUCAGCUGGAAAGCGACAUUCUCGCCGAGCUCAAGCUGCCCUCGAGCGGCAUCCUUAGCAUCGAGAACUUACUGCUCAUGCCGCUCAACAUGCCCGACGAGGAGACGGAAGGGUACGAAGGUCUGCAGCAGAUGCAGGAGGAGCUCGACGACUUUGAGCCCUACGACAACAUCCUCUUCUACUACACCGCGCAGUGCUUCAUCCGCGGCCGCUUGAACAAAGCUCAUGCGCAACUCCACGGCCAUGAGUGCUUGAAUCAGAGCCUCAACGAAGUCAUCUCCGUCCUUGUCGGGCACGAAGAGACUCUGCAGAAGUGGCGGGGCCAACUACCGCCGCUAAUGCAAUGGGAGGACGACGACCCUCCCCCCGCCGACAUCUUAGAAGCGCGACUGCGCGCAAAGUACUGGGGCGCGCGCAUGGUCGUCAACCGGCCAUUCCUGGAUUUCGCCCUGCACAUCAUGCCGCAGUUGAAGGAGGGGCGAUCGCUCGAGGAGGUGGCGAGAGACGUCCACGGCAACCCGCGCGACCCGGCGGAAAUUCACAUCUUCAAGGCGAUUGCCACCAUGGGUGACAUUAACGUUUUCGAGGCUGCCACGCGCUGCAUCGAAGCUGCCAUGCACAGCACCGUCGCCUUCGACGGCGUGCCAGACAGGUUGAUCGUGACGAACAUCCACGGCACCGCUCACGCCCAAUUCGGCAACAUGCUCGUCCUCUCCGCCACCUUCUACAACAAAGCCAUGCACCGCAUCGUGCCCGAGCCGAAAUUCCAGCGCCUGCUCGAGCGCACCAUCCGCUUCCUGCGCAAGCUCGCCCCGCUCUCGCCCACCUCCUACAACGACUGCCAGAUCCUCGAGAAGAUUAGCAAGCUGCUGUUCGGCGGGGCGCCGCAGGAGGCCAAGCACCUGUAUCGCGGCGAGAUUGAGCCGCAGAGUCUGCCCGGCAGUGCGGCGACGAGUUUUGCGCAUAGUACGUGA
Neohortaea acidophila is the source of this 2097-nucleotide messenger RNA. RefSeq lists its product as uncharacterized. The transcript is spliced from 2 exons. Bases 1 to 2097 code for a protein of 698 amino acids. The record is from RefSeq and is a predicted model, not a curated record. Lineage: Eukaryota; Fungi; Ascomycota; Dothideomycetes; Mycosphaerellales; Teratosphaeriaceae.